Protopolystoma xenopodis is the source of this 351-nucleotide messenger RNA. The record is from the annotation of a GenBank genome assembly. NCBI's taxonomy places the organism in Eukaryota, Metazoa, Platyhelminthes, Monogenea, Polystomatidea, Polystomatidae.
AUGGAUGCGGAAGAGAAGAGACACUUACCUUUCUUGGAUGUGGAGAUCAAAAAACGACUUUUCCUAAAGAAAUCGCAUGCUGGAAUAACUCAUAACUUCCAGUCGAACCAUACUUAUGGAAUGAAGCGUAGAAUACUCCGAAGUAUGGUCAUAAGAAGCCUAUGGCUCACUGAUUCUGAAUUCUGGGAAGAGGAAAUGGGAAAGCUAACUCAGAUGUCUCUUGGAAACGGAUAUCGAGAAGAAGCAAAUGGAAGGGCGGAGAUUAGGAAGGGAAAGCAAGAGGAACGGAGGAAAAACGAUGUACAUGUCUACCCUUCUGCGAAUUGGCUCGGAGGCUACGGUCGAUACUAG